GCUUUGGCCUCUUUCUCUUCUAUUUAAAGAGAAACAAAAUACAUUGGCUUUUCAUUCAUUCUCUGGCCGACGUCGUUGCGCAGAUGAAAAAUAUUAUGUGGCGGAAGUUCAAGUCUCACUUUACAAGGGCCGGAGGAUCUAGAAAGGGUGGCGUGGAUAGCUUGUGUACGAAGUCAAACGUGAAUGAAGAAUACAUGGAAGCCUUCAGAACCAAGUCUUACAUAGAAAUUCACAGCAAAGUUCAGGGUCAGCUCAUGAACGAACUCCCCUCCUCCUCCUCCUCCUCCUCAUCUUUUCCUUUCUAUAUCCAUCUCUCCGACUACCUCCUCGAGCCAUGCCAAGAAACCCUAGCCAACAUGAUCCAAACCCUAAAUCUCCAUCACCUUCUUAUUGACUACUUCCAAGCCAGCUUAGAAGCAUGCAAGAUCUGUGAAAUACUCCUCCUAAGAAUCCAUCAAACACGCGCUAAUUACCAAAUAAUCAAAAGGGUAAUUAAGCUAACCAAAAGGCUUGAUGAUGGCGAAUACUACACCACAGAACAGUAUGGAACCAUAUUCAGAGAGCUAGCUAAGUUCUCAAAGCUCACCAACCCAUUAAUGGCCGCUGGCCCUGUGCAGUUCCAUGAUAUCCAUGAAAGCUGCAAGACUUUGCUGCCUAAACUCGUAUCGAAAAGCAAGAAAACCCGAAGGAGAGCGAAGCUUAACCGGCUGUGCAAGAGGGUUGCAGGGUUUAGUCUCAUUAUCUCUUAUAGUGCAGUGGCGGUUGCUCUGGUGGUGCUGGCGAUUCAUAGCAUAGUUGGCAUUGUGAUAGCACCAGGGCUCAUGGGUUGUUUUGUGGGUGCAGUUAGGAAUAGGUAUGUGUUUGCUCGUAGGGGACUUGGCACGUGCUUCCUUGAAAGACUUGGGGAACAGCUGGAUGCUGCAGCAAAGGGGAUUUACAUUUUGGUCAACGAUUUUGACACCAUGAGUCGACUGGUGAGCAGGUUAUACGAUGAGGUAGAACACAGCAAAGCCAUUGUUGAUAUGUGUGUUAGAAAUGGAAAGAGCGAGAUGUUGAUGGAGGUGGUGAAGGAAUUUCAUGUCCAUGACUCUUUCUUUCUGGAGCAGCUGGAAGAGCUUGAAGACCAUAUCUACUUGUGUUUGCUCACCAUAAAUAAAUCUAGAAUGCUUGUUAUCCAGGAAAUAAGGGACUCAGAGUAGUCAUCAUUUAUGUUUCUGUCAGCAGUGUCUGGAUGUUGACCCGCUCAACCAAUUUAGAGAACGGGUCUUUAGACUCAUCAUCAAAAUUAUA
Messenger RNA from Vitis riparia (riverbank grape), 1290 nucleotides. RefSeq names its product UPF0496 protein At1g20180. Lineage: Eukaryota; Viridiplantae; Streptophyta; Magnoliopsida; Vitales; Vitaceae. The record is from RefSeq and is a predicted model, not a curated record. The coding region runs from base 84 to 1199 and encodes 371 amino acids. The transcript has 2 exons.